CCACACGAGCCUCCCACAACCUGUUAAUAUUAACCACGUUCCGACUCCCAUAUAGCAGUACAUCGUGCUGCCAUUAUAAUAUGUCGAUGUGCCACUAUCCACAGCCACAUUCAUACACUAACAAUCCAAAUAUGGCUUAAACGAAAUGUCGCCAAAACAAUUGUGCUAAUAAACUUCCACCAACAUUUCACCACAUUUAAUAUAUCAAAUGUACGUCAGUAUGACAAGACAUACAUUUCAGCCUCUUCACACAACACACACCUACAUACACACACACUAUAAUGUGCACUCAUUAGUAUACACACCCCAUUGCCUUCCCUGCCUCUCCCUCCACCUUUCCAAUUCACCUGCAACAACCGGCGUGAUACACUCACACAAAAACCAAAACUUUGCCAUCACUGACUUGCAGGUUAAAUGGUGCAUUUGUACACACAAACACCGGCUAAAUCAAUAACGUGCCACCACCCAGCCCACGACUCC
Geodia barretti is the source of this 480-nucleotide messenger RNA. The record is from the annotation of a GenBank genome assembly. Lineage: Eukaryota; Metazoa; Porifera; Demospongiae; Tetractinellida; Geodiidae.